GGUGAAAGCUUGUUCUUCUGCCACUCUGUUUUUCUUCUCAGCCACUUUAACAAACUGUGUGCCAUUUGAGGGGGUGUCUUCAUUACGGCUUGUGAGGUGAUAAGGAUUUCUCUAUAAUGAGAUGGAUUCCGGGAGAGGCUCCCUUGGGAAAGAAAGUAAGGAGACUCUAGUUGCAGAUAAGAAGGAAGGGAUUGGGGCCUGUGGCUGGAUCCUGGUUUCCCUUUCAUUCCUGUUUGUGCUUAUUACCUUUCCUUUCUCCAUCUGGAUGUGCUUGAAGAUUGUCAAAGAAUAUGAGCGUGCUGUUGUAUUUCGGCUGGGACGUAUAGUGUCUAAAAGAGCAAAGGGCCCAGGUUUGAUCUUGGUCCUUCCGUGUACGGAUGUUUUUGCCAGGGUUGAUCUUAGAACUGUCACCAGUAACAUUCCUCUACAAGAGAUUCUUACAAAAGAUUCUGUAACUACCCAAGUUGAUGGAGUGGUCUACUAUAAAAUCCACAGUGCUAUCUGUUCAGUGGCUAAUGUCACAGAUGUCCAUUUAGCCACCAACCUGCUGGCACAGACCACUUUGAGAAAUGUUCUAGGCACCCAAAGCUUGUCCCAGAUCCUGUCUGGCCGAGAAGAGAUUGCCCACAAUAUCCAGUCUAUCCUUGAUAAUGCCACUGGUAAAUGGGGAAUCCAAGUAGCACGUGUGGAAAUCAAAGACGUCAGGAUCCCUAUGGAGAUGCAAAGAGCUAUGGCUGCUGAAGCUGAAGCAACACGAGACGCUAGAGCUCAGAUCAUAGCAGCAGAAGGAGAAAGGAAUGCUUCCGAAGCACUGAAGCAGGCCUCCAUGGUGCUGGUCGAGUCUCCAUUAGCCCUGCAGCUGCGCUACUUGCAGACCUUGACCACACUGGCUACUGAGAAGAAUUCCACCAUUGUCUUUCCUCUGCCCAUGAAUAUGCUGCAGGGUUUUUAUUAACAGUAAUAGGACCAAACCAAAUGGGGACCAAGGCUUUUUUACACUGAAUUCUUUAGUUCCGAGAGUUUUACAGGGAUUCAGGAAAAGCAAACCUCUGCAGAUGAUCAGAAUUAAUGUUGAAAGUACACUUUGAUACUCUGCCUCAGGAAUAGGGUUAACUACACAGAGACAAUCACAAGUCAGAACACUGAAUCUGAAUGCCCCCAAAUUUCUCAGGGAUUCAAAAUUCAGACAUCCAAAUGUUGUGGUUCAAACUCAUCUCUAGGUAAAAAAUAGAAGAGACUUUGUUAAAAUACAGAUUUAACUUAAACUGAGAUGCUCACUUUUGAUGUUACUUGAUUUUACAGAGUCACUCGGUUAGCAGGUAUGUGGUGAUUUAUCUGCUCAUCAGCAGCCUGCCUCUAAAAGCUAAUACAACUACUGUAUGUAGUAAAUAGGCCAGCUCCUGCUCUGUUACACUGAGGUAAAUUUGUAGCAACUCAGCUGAAAAUACCAGUGUAGUGGCAAGAAGAAUGUCACCCGGAGGUAUUCCUGGAUCAUUACUGGAACCACCAAGUAAUUUGUAAGUCUAUGUAGCUCCUAUAGACUAGGGGCUACAUCUACAAAAGGACUUAGGUGCCUAUAUCCAACAUUUAGAUGCCACCGGCCUUAAACCUCUCUCUCUCACCUAAGCCCCAGCAGGCUUCUCAAAUUUGGUGGGCCUCCAUCUAUUUCACCUACUGAGGGCCAAUCCAGUUAGCAUGCAUUGAGCAUAUUUAAAUCCACACAAAAUAACAAUGUCCUCAGAGAAUAGCAUGGCCUUCUCAUAACCUUUAGCCAGGUGGUAGGGCACAAAGGCAGGACGUGGGAGACCUGGGUUCUGUUCUCCCUCCCGACUAACGGAGAGUAUAUGUUUGAACUUGGUUCUCCCAUUCCUGAAGGGAAUGCCCAGCCAUUGGCCCUAGAGAGUUAUUUUCACUCUGUGUCUGUCACAAUUCAUAUUUAAUUAUUUCUGCACAGCGGAACAGCUUUAGCAGGUGAGACAGAGACACCAGCACCAGAAUAUCCCAUAGCCCAGUGGUUAAAGAACUCUCCUGAGAGGUAGGCAACCCAAUUUUGCAUCACUGCUCCACAGCUAGCAGAUGGGGGAAUUGAACCUGGGUCUCCCACACCCUGAAGAAGUGCUCUGACCACUGGGGGGUUCCCUCUUGCAAAAAUCAGUUUAGGCCCCUAAUUCCAAGAGAGGGUUAAUGUCUGAGAAUCCCAAGCAGAGGGGCUUUCUGAGUGGCUCAGGGGUUUAGAUCACCCCUGUCUCCUUGGGACAUGCUAAUGCCUGGCUGAGGUGACUCCUUGCUCAGCAUGAUGGGCCCCAUUCUAACAAACUCUCUCCCCUGUUGUGCAUAGGGAGCCUGAGCCCCUAAUUCAGUGCUACAGUUCCUACUGGAUGACACAGUACCCAAAAUGUAGGCAUUGCAAAGCUGAGCACAAGUCUCUUGGUGGAUCUAGCACCUCCUUUUGCUCUUGUGCAGAUGUAAAUUAGCAGUAACUCCAUUGACUUUAAUGGAGUUUUCCUCAAGUGUAAGUGGGAUCAGAACCAGGCCUAUAUGGUAUUUGGCAUCCAAACUAAUCAGCACUCUGUACAAUAAAAGGAAGAGCACGUAUUUCCAGUGGUUAGAGCAGCAUUUCUUGCACUUUCAAAAGCUAAGCCUAUUUUCAGGAAAAUGAACCCAGCCAUGUGGGUUUAAAUACCUACACAUUUUAAUGUAUGCAUCUUCUUCCUGCCUCUGCAGCCAGCUAGUCCUUUGUUUUCCCCAUGCCCCCCAUAUUUGGGACACAUUGAUGUAGAUAUUUGUAAUAGGAGGCUUUCUCUCCUUUCACACAAGGUGUGAUGGGCAGCAAAAUAGUCAAUACUGUAAAGUAUCAUAACUGUCAUAUGAAUUAGCAUCCUUUGACAUUGAUAGGGUAGAUCACACCAAAGAGCUAUUGUAUCAGGUCUCUGUGAACUCUGCCACUUGAUCACAUUUUGAAGUUUCUCUUCACAGCCACAGCAGCUGACUUAAAAAAAAUAGAGAGAGGGGAGAACAACUGAGAGGUGUCUCUGCCUGCCACCAGUCGGCUACUGCUGCCAGAGUAUGUGAAAGGAAUGUGGGAAUUGCCAGACUGGAGCAGACCUAAGAUCCAACUAGUCUAGGAUCCUGUUACUGAUAGCAGCGAACACAAGAUGCUUCAGAGGAAGGUAUAAAGACCCUGCAGCAAGAGAUUUAGCAUUGCUUCCAAAACUUUGUGUUAGCAUUAACAGUAAAAACUCUGGAUAUUCUUGUUAACAAUGUAAAUGGCCAAUUUUUUUUUUUAAUUUUGCUGGGCUUUUGGCCUCAAUGAUAUCCUGCAGCAGUAGGUUUUACGGUCUAAUUACAUAUUAUGUGAAAAAGUAUUUCCUUUUAUCAAUUUUGAAUUGCCUGCCUUUUUAAUUUAAUGUCCCCUUGUUGUGUUAUGAGACAGGAGAACAGAAGCUCCCAAUUUACCUUCUCUAACCCAGUCAUUAUUUUUUGUUUUCAUUCUCUCCCCUCCUUUCCAUUCUAGCUUCCUGAGUGAUUUUCCAUGCCCAAUAUCAUUCUCAUCACCCUCAUCUGAACGCCUCCACCACCUCUAAUUCUGCAGUAACCUUUUUGUGAUGGGCUGAGGCUGAGACAGAGAACAGCCCUAUGAGGUGCUUAAAAUGCUCUGACUUACUGAGCUAUACAGCUUGCUGUACAGACUUCACUAACCAAGUUUUUAAUUGACCAAGAUGUGUUUAUUUUCUAUGUAUGGGUCAAACAUCUACUCCCCUAACUGGCUGUCACAGAUAUCUGCCUCUCUGGGCAUUCUGGUGCAAUCAUCCAUUAUAAAUAUUUCUAAGGGCCGUAUUUCCUCAGUGUCUAAGGCCUGGUUUACACUAGGAAUUUACAGUUGGUAUAGCUACAUCUCUCAAGGGCGUGAAAAACCCACACCCUUGAGAGAUGUAGCUGUUCUGGCCUAUUCGCCCUCCUUCCCAUGUAGGUCUUGUCUACACUGCAACGGUGCAGCUCUAGCACAUCUAAUUAUUGCCAUACAAGCUAGAGUCGGACAACAAAUACAGCAAUUAAUGGCAACGGCAACUAUUGUCUGGGACCAGUUUUCUCUGUCUCUGACUGGGGGGACAUAUCCUUUAAGAUUUUUUAAGGUGUGUCUCCAAAGCAACUUAAGCCCCGAGCAAUGUAGUUAUGCUGACCUAAUCUUCUAGUGUUGACCAGGCCAUAGUCUUUGUUUCAAGGAAAGAUUUGUGCAUUUGAAAUUAUAAUUUAGCUGACAUUUCU
This is a messenger RNA of Gopherus evgoodei (Goodes thornscrub tortoise), 4266 nucleotides long. It is a transcript of the gene STOML3, whose product is annotated as stomatin like 3. The transcript has 7 exons. Gene Ontology annotation, cellular component: plasma membrane. Lineage: Eukaryota; Metazoa; Chordata; Testudines; Testudinidae. The record is from RefSeq and is a predicted model, not a curated record. Bases 122 to 955 code for a protein of 277 amino acids.